Gekko japonicus is the source of this 2645-nucleotide messenger RNA. It is a transcript of the gene SSX2IP, whose product is annotated as synovial sarcoma, X breakpoint 2 interacting protein. The transcript is spliced from 14 exons. The coding region runs from base 175 to 1962 and encodes 595 amino acids. Lineage: Eukaryota; Metazoa; Chordata; Lepidosauria; Squamata; Gekkonidae. The record is from RefSeq and is a predicted model, not a curated record.
CGGACGCAGAAAGCGCGGCGGUUAAGCACCGGCGCUGGCGGACCCAGGGAGGACAGGAAAACUCCGCCCCCUCUACAGCAGCAGGACAUGCUGACGUAGGAGGCUUAACCCACAGUGGUCCUAAUGUUUCUCUGCUGAAGCAGUUGAUCAGGUACUCUGGAUGCAUUUGUUGCUAUGGGAGAUUGGAACGCUAUUGCAGUGCCAGGACAAUUACCAGAUAACAAUAUUCCUUGGUAUACCUCAGCCAAAAAGAUGUCCCCCUCAAGCUUAAGUGUACAUGUUCUAAGCUCACCACAGCCUUUGUCCAAAAGUGUGCACAGCUUUUCCAGUGCCUUCUGCACAGAAGAGAAUGUUGAACAGAGCCUCUCCUAUCUUAACACGGAGCUGACCACACUUGGCUUCCCUUCGCUUUAUGCUGACUCCAAAGGUAAAGAGUUGUAUGUAGUGUCAGUUUUAAACUGUAUGAAUGAACUGCUGCAGCUCCAGCGAAAACAUCUUCGAGCUCAAGAAGAAGCCGAAACUCAGCAUCUCAAACUGAGCAGCGAUAUGGACCACCUGCAAAAUUGUUAUACUAAAUUAAAGGAACAGCUGGAAACCUCUAGAAGAGAAACAGUCGGGCUUCAAGAAAGAGAUAGACAACUGCAAUGCAAAAACAGAAACUUGCACCAAUUACUCAAAAAUGAAAAAGAUGAGGUGCAGAAGCUACAGAAUGUAGUUGCAAGUCGAGCUACUCAGUACAAUCAUGAUAUGAAGAGAAAAGAGAGAGAAUACAACAGACUGAAAGAACGUUUUCACCAGCUUCUUAUGAACAAAAAGGAUAAAAAAAUUGUUAUGGAUGUUUUGAACUAUGUUGGGAGAGUUGAUGGCAAGCGAGGUGGCUGGAGAACUGGGAAAACAGAAGCUAGGAAUGAAGAGGAAAUGUACAAAGUUCUCCUUAAUGAAUAUGAACAGCGGCAGAAACAGCUUCUGGUUGAAAACGCAGAGCUUAAAAAGCUGCUUCAGCAAAUGAAAAAGGAGAUAAUCUCUCUCCUCCCACCACAGAAACAGAAACCUAGAGAGAGGGCGGAAGAUGGCAGUGGAACUGUAAAUGUCCUGUCGGAUGUGGAGGAUGACUCUGGAGAAGUAAAUAAAGAGAACGUAUGGGAACUGUCUUGUGACACAGUGCGUGAACAGUUGGCUAAUAGCAUCCGAAAGCAGUGGAGAAUGCUGAAAAACCACGUGGAAAAGCUGGACAAUCAAGUAUUACAUGUGCACUCUGAAACACUGAACAGCAACAAUACAAUCUCAAGAGAAGAGCAUGAAAUGGAAGUCGAAAGGCUACAGUUGGAAAUUCAGCAGUGUAAGGAAAUGAUCAAAACUCAACAGCAACUCUUACAGCAACAGCUAACUUCUCCAUCUGAUGAUGAUACCAGUCUGUUACUAAAGGACUGUUACCUGCUGGAGGAAAAAGAGCGACUGAAGGAGGAAUGGAAACUUUUCAAAGAACAGAAGAGGAAUUUUGAAAAAGAGCGCAAAAGUUUUACAGAAGCCGCUAUUAGAUUAGGACUUGAGAGGAAGGCUUUUGAGGAAGACCGUGGAACUUGGCUGAAGCAGCAGUUCUUAAAUAUGACUUCUGAGCCCAAUAAGUUUGAAUACGUGAAACAUCGAAGUGCCUUCUCAGGAAGUUCUGACUCUGAUAAUCCAUUGACAAACUUCAGGUCUCACCAGAAGAAAUGUAGUGACUUGUCUAAUGUAUCCACAUUCUCUGACAUUUGUCAAACUACUCAGCAUGACCUUGCAAACAGUUCAAGUACUCUUCUGGAUAAAACUCCUGCAGUCAGAAAAUCAAGCCAGGUUAAAAAGGAGCAGCUGCGAAAGAUACACCAUAGUGGCCCCGGCCCUGUUGCCCAGGACGACACUUACAGUUUACACAUGUGGUUACCAUCAAACUCAUGCACAGAGCAUCUUGAUAACUUGCCUUAGAUUUUUAGCCUACCUCUCUUUAUUAAGCAAAUGUGCCCAUCAACUUUCUGACUUCAUUUGGUGAGACAGGGUGUGACAAGUGAAAUUGCUCGAUAUUCUCAGUUGUGCUGUAUGUGUGGCUUUUUAAGGUCCCCCCCCCAAGUCUUUCAGGUCUGUACCGUUUUGAAAGGCUAUUAAAAUGUUUGCAUAUAUAUAUAGUGUCUUGUGAUGGAAGUCUUGGUUCUUUGAUUUGGAAAGUAUAGGGAUCUUCUGGUAAUGAAAUACUGUAGCCUUUUGUAUUUUUUACUUCAGGAAAAAGUAGCACUUUUAACACUAAUUUAUGGUAAAUGGUUCACUUAAGUGAACAUGGGCAAUUGAAACUUUUUUCCUUCACUUGAAUGUACAGUAUAUUGUAGAAGAUUAAUGUGGCAGGUACUGUAUUUAUUGUGCAAUUUGUAUGUGUGUGUACAGAUUACCUCUUUCGUAUCUGUUAAAUAAAGGACAAAUCUUAGGUUGUGUCUAGAUGAAAGAGAAAUGAUUAUGUGACAAUGCCAUGAAAUGAAAUGCACAGAUCUCCACAAAUCAUAGUAUUUUACAUGCCAAAUGUAACCUGAUUUUUUAAAUUGUGAUGCUAUGUUUACAGAGGAAUUUUUGUUCCUUAAAAGGAUUAUUCUAGUCAAGAGUAAAAUUCUCUUAAAAAUGUA